This is a messenger RNA of Salvelinus sp. IW2-2015, 5670 nucleotides long. RefSeq names its product prospero homeobox protein 1. The record is from RefSeq and is a predicted model, not a curated record. Gene Ontology annotation, biological process: regulation of transcription by RNA polymerase II. NCBI's taxonomy places the organism in Eukaryota, Metazoa, Chordata, Actinopteri, Salmoniformes, Salmonidae. Gene Ontology annotation, cellular component: nucleus. Gene Ontology annotation, molecular function: DNA-binding transcription factor activity, RNA polymerase II-specific; RNA polymerase II cis-regulatory region sequence-specific DNA binding.
GUGUAAACACUUUACCUAGCAGCCAACCUGCUUGCACCAAUCCCUUGUAAUUACAGUAAAAUACUGUUAAUACAAAACCCCUCCCCUCAAUGAAUGUCAUGAAUUAUUUCAUUUCAAUUACGGUAGCAUUUACUUUUUUACUGCAUACUACGGUCAAUUUUAGGCAUUGUAAUGUGUGUCAUUAGACAGUACUUUCUUUGAUACUAUCUUUAUAUUGCAGUAGGUGUACUGUAAUAUGAAAUACUGAAUUUUACUUUCCAUCGAGCUGCCUGUAAGCUACUGUCAAAUUCACAGUAACCCCUUUACAGUGAGUGUAUAACUUGGUAUAGCGUCCAUUAUAAAUUAAUGUUGCAGAAUGAAGGUCAUGGACGCUCUGAAAAAAUAUUCGGCAUAAAGAGGAGCCUGUUGAAAAAUGUUUCAACACACGACUUAAUAAACCAUUAGAAAUCAUAUAUCAAAAUAACAAAUAAUGCUAUUCACACAUUUGUUUAAAAUAUAUAACCUAUAUUUUAAUAUAUGGAGGACAUUUAGCCUCUAUUUAUACUUACUAUGAACACAUAUGGAACUAGGGCUAAUGACAUUAGAUUAUUUUACAGAUAACCGGUUCAGAUAUUCCAUUUACAUUUUAGCAAUCUACUUCAAACACCCGUGGAAAUUGUACACUGAAAUUCACUAGUCUAUAAAUCACAAAUAUGUUGAAGUGGAUAAUAUGCCUAUUAUGUUGAUUAGGUGCUGGUUAGUUGUUACAGGUGUCUUAAAUUAAAAUAUACAGGGGGUAAAAAGUAAGGCCAAGAAUUCCAAAGGACAAAAUCAAAACUUUCUGCAGCAAACCUCUUGCAAACUGAACGCCGUAACUAAUUGCCCAAAUGCCAAAUAUAAAACAUAAAAUGUGAGGAUUAAGUAGCCUAUAAUUGAUCAUCUAAAUUGACCACUUAAAUGCAUAGGCUAUACUAAAAGAUACACAUUGAUGUUUGCUCAGUUGUAAAUAUAGUAUUAGCCUAAUAUGCAGUGAAACAGAGGGACGGAAUUUUGUCUCACUCCGUGACAGAAAUACCUGUGAAUUAAAUCAAAUGUAACAUAAACUCGUAUUUGAAAUUACUCUGGCCAGUGUUAUCAGGCAAUAACAUAAUAACAUUUCCAUGAUAUGGUGUAUUCAAACCUUAGCGUGUUCGUCUGUGGUCGGUAAAUCAAACCAGGGUAGUGAUAUAUCGACACCAUGCCUUUCUGAGCCCCUGCGCGCAGUCACGUUCAACCCCUGGACUCUGGAGACUCACAAAGUUAAUCUUAUCGUUGUUACAAGGAUAAUGUUGCACUAAACACAACUCAAUAAGCCUAAUUGAGACACGACAAUUCAUCUCUUAUCGAAUGGCAAACUUGGAAAUAAAAAACUAAAUGAAACAAUGUUGCGUAAAAUUUGUGAGGAAUGUGUGUCUUUAAAGGAUACCGUUAAACACGAGUUAAAAUGACAUAAACACGUGUUCAUGACAUUUAAAAUAUAAAUGUUGUGCCUUAAAAAAUUUGCUAUUAUCAUAUAUCCACAAUAACAUGUCCAUAAAAUGAAUGUUCAUGCAAACAUUAGGCAUAUUGGCAGUAUUACAAUGCUAUAAGCUACUUCUAAAUUAGGGUUUCUUACAUAUUAAAUAAUUUAUUUGUAAACAAAAUAAGAUAUUUUUUAGUCUGUUGAAGUCCCGUUCCUCGGUCAAGUUCAGUGCAUUGUACUCCUCCGGAUACGACGGACGGUUCUUAUUGGUAGGUGCGAUCCGUUACAUCACCAAGCUUAUGACGCGCCGUCUUCCUGUUUCCUUCAGCUGUGUCUUAAAGUGAAUCUUGUUGGUGGAGGAGAGCUCGAGCGUCGAAGCUCUGCAUCGCGUGCGCCUCGGUCAAGCUGCUACGACAUCAUCACCAGUCUUUCACCCCUCGAGAGAAGAUGACAGAGAGCGGAGCAAAAUAGCUCUUGUAUAUCUAUUUUUAUAUUCUACGGUCGCGCUCAUCACUCACUUUACUCCUACUCUUCCUUUCCUGAGAAAUUAUAAUAUUCAACGUUUCGCGGCGAAGCUUCCAUAGUCCGUAUUCUUUUUCAGCAGUAAAAAAGGCCUUUCCCUUCAUCUGCGGGUGUCAUUCAGCAGUGGUCCUAGAGGAGUGGCUUUGUGGGAUAUGGCCCAAUAGCAGCAGACCGUGAUGCCGGACCAUGACAGCGACUCCUUCCUGAGCAGACAGACCAAGAGAAGACGAGUGGACAUCGGGGUGAAGAGGACUGUGGGCAGCAACGCCGCCAACGCAGCAGCAGCAGCCACAACCAGCGCCGACAUCGCUCAUGCCAAAGCAGCAAUCUUCGGUGCUAUGAACUCUCUCAACUCCCACCACCAUGGCUCCGAUGCAGACUCCAUGGACUGCUCCAUGGUGCAGCCGCACGGCCACGCCGGGGUCGUCACAGCAACCAACAGCGAGUCCAAGUCCAACGUGCUCCGGAAGCUCCUGAAGAGAGCCAACUCGUAUGAAGACGCCAUGAUUCCCUUCCCCGGCGCCACUAUCAUCUCCCAGCUCCUCAAGAGCAACAUGGCCAAGAACGGAAGAGGAGAGAGAGGGGAGAGAGGAGAUAGAGAGGAUGGGGGGUUCCCCAGGUCGGGCCUCUCCAGUGGGGGUUCCGAAGCCCCCCAGGAGGACGCCUGCAGUAAUUCGUCACAGGACAGCCCCCAGGAGUGCCUGUCCCCCUUUGGCCAUCCCCCGGCUCUGGGCACCUUCGACCUAGAGCGCCUCAACGACGAGCACCUCCGGGCCAAGCGUGCCCGCGUGGAGAACAUCAUCCGGGGCAUGAGCCACUCACCUGGCGUGGUGGUGCCCACACGCCACCUCGGAGAGCGGGACCACGAACUGGAACAAUGUGGACGGGAGAGAGAGCGAGAGAUGGACGGUGACAGGGACAGAGAAAUGGAGAUGGACUGCCCCCCACAGCCGCCCAGCCCCAGGGGAGAGGUGUGCAGCCGGGAGAACAAAAGGAAGCAGCGCCUGCCCCAGCAGCAGCAGCAGAGCUUCACCCAGCUGGUGUGCCAGCGUAAAGAGCAGAAGCAUGAGGAGCGCAGGCAACUGAAGCUGCAGCUGGAGGACAUGCAGAAGCAGCUGCGCCAGCUGCAGGAGAAGUUCUUCCAGAUCUACGACUCCACCGACGACUCAGAGCAUGACCUGGCCCAUGACCUAGGCGACAUGUCUGAGGACAGUGCUGGGAGGUCUGAUGCUGGGGGAGAUGACCGGACAGACCGUUCCGACAAUGAGAUGUCAGACCUGGAUCCGGGACACUUCCUGGACCGAGCAAGGGCGCUGCUCCAGGAGCAGGCCCUGCUGGCUGAGGGGGACAAGCUCAGGAGAGAGGGGCUGGUCUGGGGGAAAGGUCCUUGUCAGGGCCCCUCCUCCAUGCACCAUGCAGAGGGCAAGCUGCUGGCUGAGACAUUGAAACAGGAGCUCAACUCGGCAAUGAACCAGGUGGUGGACACAGUGGUCAAGGUGUUUGCCAAGCCCCCUCGCCCCACACCACCCCAAGUCUUCCCUCCCCUCCCCAUGCCCCCAGAGAGGUUUGGUGUCAACGUCAAGGGCCCAAACUUCCACACAGCCAACCAGCGCCUGCAGUGCUUUGGCGACGUCAUCAUUCCCAAUCCGCUGGACUCGUUCGGCAGCAUACCUGUGCCCGGCGCCAACGACCAGACGGAGGCACUGCCCCUGGUGGUGAGGAAGACGCAGACGGAGCACCAUCACCAAUCCUCAGCCAUGGGCGCCCACGGGGGCCAUCACCACCCCUCCCUGCACCCCUCCUCCCUCUCUACCUCCAUGGGCUUCAGCCCCCCUUCUUUCCGCCACCCCUUUCCCCUUCCUCUCAUGGGUUACCCCUUCCAGAGCCCUCUGGGCCCACCCUCCGGGGGUUACCCAGGGAAGGACCGUUCCUCCCCAGACUCCAUGGACCUGUCCAGGCAGACCACCAGCCUGCGGACCAAAAUGUCAUCAGGGCAUCACGUGGGGCACCACCACCGGUCUUUCUCUCCGACCAACCCUGGGAGCACUGCAGAGGGGCUCUCCCUGUCCCUCAUCAAGUCAGAGUGUGGAGACAUGAGCGACAUGAAUGACAUCUCACCAUACUCAGGCAGCACCAUUCAGGAGGGUCUUUCCCCCAACCACCUGAAGAAGGCCAAGCUCAUGUUCUUCUACGCCCGUUACCCCAGUUCCAACAUGCUCAAGAUUUUCUUCUCCGACGUCAAGUUUAACCGCUGCAUCACGUCCCAGCUCAUCAAGUGGUUCAGUAACUUCCGGGAGUUCUACUACAUCCAGAUGGAGAAGUUUGCCCGGCAGGCUAUCAACGACGGUGUCACCGGAGUGGAGGAGAUGAGCGUCAGCCGCGACUGUGAGCUCUACCGAGCCCUCAACAUGCACUACAACAAGGCCAAUGACUUUGAGGUUCCAGAGCUGUUCCUGGAGGUGGCUACGAUCACGCUGCGUGAGUUCUUCAACGCCAUUGUGGCGGGCAAAGACGUGGACCCAUCCUGGAAGAAGGCCAUCUACAAGGUGAUCUGCAAGCUGGACAACGAGGUGCCCGAGGUCUUUAAGUCGCCCAACUGUCUCCAGGAGCUCUUACACGAGUAACCCACCAUGACCUACCUUCACCCCCCCCCCCCCCACCGCCCCGAUGUUUUUUUUUGCUUUUCAUGUUUUUAUUUAUUUAUUUAUUUUUAUCUGAUUUUCCUGCUUUUUUGAAUGUAUGAAGUAUGAAGUUGCAUUCCUCCCAAUCUGAAGCAUACUGGGCUGUCCAAGUUAUCUAGCUAUUGUGUUGUUGUUAUUAUUAUUAUUAUUAUUAUUAAUUUCAUCAUGACUAUGAUUAUUAUUUGUUUUUUUUAAUUAUUCUGCUGAUCUGAAGAUACUUUGAUUUUAUUGAGCAGGGGUGUCAAUCUCAUUUGAUGGAAGGCCUAGUGUCUGCGGGUUUUUGUUUUUUUCUUUCAUUUAAGCCCCAGCCCCAGUUGUGGGGAGUUCCUUACUAAUUAGUGACCUUAAUUCAUCAAUCAAGUACAAGGGAGGAGCGAAGACCCGCAGAUACUCGGCCCUCCAUGGAUUGACUUUGACACGUGCUUUUUGGUGGUUGGACUGUGUGAAACCUGAUCUAUCUGCCCUGAUGUACUAGAAACACUAAAUAGGGGUCCUCACUAUGCCCAGGCAAGGGCUUCCCACUACCCUGUACCCUACCUACUCUAAGAAUGACCCUACAAUGCAAGUGCGGUCACCAAUUGAUUUUGGCCACUACACUACGAAAGGGGAGAGGGGUCCUCAAUAGGCUCUCCCCAUUAUGCGAGGUGACUCCCCAAUAGGUGCCCAAUACAAUGGACAUCCCACGGAGGACAACACUACACUACGCUUUAUUAACUACUGAACUAUACUGGAAUACUAGUACUGGUCUGUAUUGGUAUACUUGAACUGGACUGGCAUCAGUCAUCUACUGAGCUCGACCAUGAUACUUUAAAGUGUGCUUUCUGUGAUUAGGACAUUGUGUUUAUUGGGUGUAUAUUAUUAAUAUUAUUAUUCCUGUUGUUAUUGUUGUUUUUAUUAUUAUUAUUUGUCAGCAUUGCUUGAUACACAUUGGCACUUCCAGAUUUGUCCCUUGACAACGUUACAGAAAAUAAAUUAUUAUUAAUAUUC